UGUGAUAGAGGUAUUAAGGCGUUUAACUUGUGUCGUCUGCUAAGACUACAGGUCAUGUGACAGUCACAAGCCUUGUUCAAAAUGGCGCCGAGCACCCACGUCCAGCUUGGAGAUAGCUUCAAAGUCCCCCUGAAGUUACAUCAACUGAACAGGGAGAGGCUGUGUCAGAGACUGAAGGAAAAGAAUGUUGCGGCUAAAAGUGUUGUGUUACUUCAAGGUGGAGAGGCUGCAAAUCAGUAUUGCUCAGACAGGGAGUUACUCUUCAGACAGGAGUCCUUCUUUCAGUGGGCAUUUGGUGUAGCAGAACCAGAUUGCUUUGCCGCCAUUCAAGUGGAUACUGGCAAGGCUGUACUCUUUGUGCCAAAGUUACCUGAUGCCUAUGCAAUAUGGAUGGGCAAGCUGGAGGAGCCGUCGUUCUUUAGAGAUAAAUAUGCUGUUGAUGAAUGCUACUACGUUACUGAGAUGGAGGAGGUUUUGUCCAAAAUGGCCCCGUCUGUUUUACUGACCCUGAAUGGAAAGAAUACGGACAGUGGGUCAACAUGUAAAGAAGCUACAUUCCCUGGCAUAACCAAAUACAAAGUUGACAAUAAGACUCUUCAUCCAGAAAUUGUUGAGUGUCGUGUUUUUAAAACAGACUUUGAACUAGAACUCCUGAGGUAUACUCACAAGAUUAGCAGUGAGGCUCACAAAGCAGUUGCUGCUGCACUGAAAACUGCCAAACAUGAAUUUGAGUUGGAGAGUAUCUUCCAGGAUUACACAUACAGGAAAGGAGGCAUGCGCUUGUUGGCAUACACUGGCAUCUGUGCAGGUGGUGGCAACUCUUCAAUUCUUCAUUACGGACAUGCUGGAGCCCCAAACAGUGCUGAACUCAAAAGAGAUGGACUUUUCCUCAUUGACAUGGGUGGCGAGUACCACUGCUAUGCAUCAGACAUCACAACAACUGUUCCCGUCAGUGGCAAAUUCUCCGAACAACAGAAGAAAAUCUACAAUGCUGUGCUGGAAGCCAACAGAAACGUAUUCAAUGCUGUGAAGCCAGGCGUCAACUGGGUCGAUAUGCACAAGCUUGCUGAGCGUACCAUCCUGACCCACCUGAGAACCCAUGGGCUCGUGAAGGGUGACAUCGAAGAGAUGAUGGCUGUCAACCUGUGCGCUGUUUUCAUGCCACAUGGACUGGGACACUUCCUUGGUAUCGAUGUGCAUGAUGUUGGUGGCUACCCUGAGGGCACAGAACGGAUUGAUCAACCCGGCUUGAAAAGUUUGAGGACCGUCAGAGAUUUGCAGCCACGAAUGUGCAUAACAAUCGAACCAGGCUGUUACUUCAAUGAUGUGGUAAUCGAUGAGGCUCUGGCAAAUCCCGCUAAAGCCAAGUUCUUGGUUGCUGAGGAAAUCAACAAAUUCAGAGGAAUGGGAGGGGUCAGAAUUGAGGACUGCAUAACGGUAACUGAAACUGGUGCUGAGAACUUUGUCGACGUUCCGAGGACUGUUGAGGAAAUCGAACAGCUGAUGGCUUCCGGCUAAGCAGCGAGCUUUUCCCCGAAACAAAUAAUAGAUGUGCCAGAUUGAUUAGGUUAAGUUUUGUUGGAGGAUCAAGGAUCACGAUAAAGAAGAAAGAGCUAGGUGGUGCCCAGCCCUCAAAUAGAUGGAAAUUGAGAGAUAUUUUCCAAUUUCAAGUGAUUCUUUACAACAUUUAAACAUUGGCUUGUAAGUAACCCCAUAUCACAACAUAGACGACGACAUACUUUCUACUUCUCUGAUUGUGGGGAGGCUUUGGGAAUUUAAAGGGAAAAGCCAAAGAGAAUAUCUAACAUUCAAGGCACUCGGCAUAAAGUAAGGUAACACGGUGGUACAAGCUACUGGUUGAUAGUUGUAACACUCUGUAGUCAUAUCCGCAUUCAAGAAAUUGCCCAUUAGGGGUUUAUAGUAACCCUAUAUAACAUUAGAGCACUAGAAGCCGAAUACACAAAAUGAUCAAUAUUAUAAUCAAGGCCUACAUGUAUAAUGAUUGGUGAACACUUUGGUGUAUGAAACUGCUUUAGGCUUGAUCCAGUUUUCUCCUACUGCUUACUGGUGACAGUAAAAAGAAACUGAGUUUAUUACGAGAAUUCCUGUAUUAUAUUCAAACGUGUAGUUUGUGUCAAUGAUGGUACUGAUUGAUGAUAACAUUUGUCUUAUUUGCCCUCUAAAAAGCCCAGACAAAAAUAGUUACAAUAUAAGUUCUGUAAAACAGGUUCCUUUUAAAGUCUAGGUGACAAAGCUGUCAUCUCCAGUCCCACCUGGUCAGUUUGGGAGUUGAAAAGAAUGUACUCUGCCAAACCAUUCGUACUCGUUUUGACAUUCAGAUGGAUGUGGCCUGGGGCUGAGUUUGCUAUACACAUGCAUUGUUGGUGUCGCAACCAAGGACCGCAAGGUUUAAAUUUGAUGACAGCUGUUUACUAAUGAGCCCUUGUAAAAAACCUUGCUGUAGGAAAUUGGUUUUCUAAUCAAGACGGCUCAGUGCACCUCAGAUUACAUCCCAAAUGCUAGGCUGGCACGUCAGGUUUCAGUUGAUUAGACAGCCAAGGACCCCAACUCGGUAUUCAUUCCUUACUUCGAUAACUACCAUGAUAUCUGCAUGAGACCAAUGCCAUAUGUUCUUUUUUUUUGGCAUGUGCAUUUCUAAUCAUGCAUGUAAUGAAUUUAUGAACAAAUAAAGCUAUAUUUGAAAAGAACGGA
This is a messenger RNA of Lineus longissimus, 2712 nucleotides long. RefSeq names its product xaa-Pro dipeptidase-like. The record is from RefSeq and is a predicted model, not a curated record. Gene Ontology annotation, molecular function: metalloaminopeptidase activity; manganese ion binding. The coding region runs from base 82 to 1518 and encodes 478 amino acids. NCBI's taxonomy places the organism in Eukaryota, Metazoa, Nemertea, Pilidiophora, Heteronemertea, Lineidae. The transcript has 16 exons.